GUCCGCCCUCGUAUCUCAGGUAGCCCAGCAUUUCCUCCCGUCGGGCGCUAGAGGCGUACGUUGCCUCCCCCCCCCUCCCUCUCAACAAAUCAACGAUUUCCCAGCUGUCGGUGAGAGGUAGGGCGAGAUUUAAAAAAAAAAAAAAAGGCAACGAGCCACACCCACCGACGGGGUCGCUCUGCCAGCUUAACAGCUUGUUCUGCCGAAAAUCUCGCCCAGGAUCCCCAAGUUCCCCAAAUCCGCUCCAGCAUGGGGACAUCAGAGGUCCUAUGACUGCGACUGUAACCGUGACGACGAAUGCGUCCCGACCCGACCGCUAUCACGAGCCUCUACCCCCUAAAUAUUCUUCCAGCGUACUGUCAUCCCUCGUGUGCGCCUGACACUUCCUCCCGUCUCCCGUAGCUCAACCGCAUUCUAGGUCAGCCUCGGGCCCUACCUACGCGCUCGUCCGUUCCGACGAUAAACAUCUCUCUUCCGCGAAUCCGCCCCUCCCGGCCGAUGCCCCGUGCAACAUGUCCCUAUCCUCGGUCGUAGCCUACUUCCUCGGGGGUUAUACUGCCCUCGUCCUCGCCUUAUACAUGCUCGCUACCGUCGUUCCCUCCGCCGAGUUCGUGGGCCGUACGCUCGCCGCGUACAUCUCCAUGAUAAUAUGCGCCAUCUACGGUGUACUGGCGUCGAUAGUCCUUAGAAUCCUUGGCCGCGAACAGAUAGCCCAAUGGACGACCGGACGCGCCUUCAAGCAUGUCAUGGCCCUCACCACCGGCGUCGCCUUCGAGAUCGACGACCCGAAGGAACACCUCGAGACCGUUCGGCCCGCCGUGUUCGUCGGGAACCACCAGACCGAGUUGGAUGUUCUCAUGCUCGGCACCUUGUUCCCCAAGUACUGCAGCGUGACGGCCAAGAAGUCUCUGAAAAGCAUACCGCUCUUGGGGUGGUUCAUGGCCUUGAGCGGCACCGUCUUCAUUGACAGAAAGAAUACGCGCGACGCGAGGGACGCAAUGACCGGUGCCGCCAAGGAGAUCCAGCAACGGAAGCAAAGUGUUUACAUGUUCCCCGAGGGCACGCGCAGCUACUUGAAGGAACCCGGUCUUUUGCCCUUCAAGAAAGGCGCGUUCCACCUCGCUGUUCAGGCCGGCGUUCCUAUCGUCCCGGUGGUAGUGGCCAACUAUUCUUAUGUCCUCUACAUCAAGAACCGCGUCUUCAGAUCGGGGAAGAUUCCCGUCAAGGUCCUAGAUCCAAUUCCUACCGCUGGGUUAACCGCUGAGGACGUCGACGAGCUCACUCGAACUACGCGGGAACUCAUGCUCAAGGAGUUGGUGGCGCUGAGCCAGAAGGCGCGGAACAGGCCCUUCGCUGUGCCGGAAACUGGUGGCGACGGCGUCGUCCAUGCUAGCGGAGCCGACGUAACUCUGUCAUGAAACGCCAUGUGGCAACGCCUCAAGUAGCGUGUGCGAACCGGCCACGUGUACGGCGUGGACCUGACGAAAGAGUGUGCUGCCCCCCUACUUGGUGAUGAAGGUAUGGGGGUCUACGUACGGUGUUUUGUCUAACAAGGCACCCCUUAGACUAUGAGGAGUACAUUUGCUCGAUACCCCUAUAGAUCUGGUCGUUCCGGGCCUCUAUCCAUAUUCCGGUAGCUCGCUCGGCGGGAUGACUCGAGGCUUUCUCCCAUAUUUAUAGAUAUUUAUAUGCACCCUAGGGGCCACUUAAGCACAUAAUGCUCCGAGAGGGCCCCUACUGUUAAGCACGGGCCGUCGACAGCCAGCGACAUCGACGAUAUAAAGCAGCGCGUGCGGCUUGCCCGUAUGCCUCGGCACAUACACUACCUACCUACACACAUAGUAUAGCAUGUCUCGGGUCUGCGUGCGCAGCUCAAUAAUAAGACAAUUCCAAUUCAAGGGUUGGGUUUCUUGUCGGGUGGGAGAGCGGGCUGAUGAAAACAUGCACAUUCUCACGUACCUCUUUCGGUGGCUACAUGUUUAGGAUGCCGUCGCCGUCCAAUGAGUGAGCACCUAUGUCGCGUUCUUUAUCGGAGCACUCCUUACUCAUAGUUACACCUCUCCUCUGCUCUCGACGGGAGCCCAGGG
Molecule: messenger RNA, 2087 nt
Organism: Durotheca rogersii
Lineage: Eukaryota; Fungi; Ascomycota; Sordariomycetes; Xylariales; Xylariaceae
Product: acyltransferase-domain-containing protein
Exons: 2
Coding region: 513-1418 (301 amino acids)
Biological process (GO): phosphatidic acid biosynthetic process
Cellular component (GO): membrane; endoplasmic reticulum
Molecular function (GO): 1-acylglycerol-3-phosphate O-acyltransferase activity
Source: RefSeq, a predicted model, not a curated record